UGAGAUCGGUGAGAUUGGACGGAUUGGACAAUGGUCGAGGUUGGUCAUGUGCGUUCAUUCUGGAGGUUCUGGAGUUGAGUUUAAGUUCAGGUUUGUUUUAUUUGGUCGUGUGAUUUCUUCCUGUUUGCGCUAUGAGCAGUUACUGAAGUUCUAAUUGUUUUGAGAAAGGUUUCUUAUCGAGCAUUUGAAUAUGCAACCCCCAGAACGGCCACGUCAUCGAAAAAUGACAAAUGAUAAAUGGAGGAGAAUUAUUGAACCAGCUGGUGACUCUGAUUCAUCCGAAUGGAGUUCAGAUUCAGACAUGGGCACAGGAAUGAACUCAGCCCGUAAUUAUCAACCUUUUGCGCCUACUGCAGUGGUGAGUGGCUCAUCUUCUUCUAAUGCUGCACACAGGGAGCAACAUACUCCUGUCAGUGCUACUGGUCAGAGUAAACAGUCAAGAGAACCGUCAGUUUUUCAUUCGCUGAAUUCUUACAGCUUCAUGUUUGAUCCACCAGGGGAACCAAAGAGACGUGAAGGACUUGAUAUGGGCACAGGAAUGUCUACUAACCACUUCAGCCAUCUUUUGCAUCACGACUAUGCAGAAAGGGAGGCAAACAAUGACCUAAGUUCAACAAAUGAUCGUCUUUGGUUCCAUAGCACCACAUACAAUCCCUUAACUGGUUGGAGACAAAAAAAGCAGCGGUUGCUGAACCACAUAGGGCCUGCAGUGGAUUAUAGCAUGAAUGUGAACACUCCCUCCUCCAGCCGCUUUGGCUUAACUAGUGGCACUACUCCAGACGAGGGAGGGACACGGGAUCCUGCUACUGCCAUCAGCAGUGGUCUCAGCCAGGAAGUUGAAGGGUGGAGAAUUGUGUCAGGUAUGGAGAGGCUGAGUCCCCCAUCGAGAAAGCGAUCAGUGUUUGUGACAUCAGAUUCCUCUGUUAUGAACACUGCAGGCACGUCUGGUGUCAGUGAACAAGGAACUGCUGCUGUACCAGCAUCUUCAAUGCAAACACAGGCACAAGUUGGCCAACAUGAUCGCACUGGCACUUCAGCCAGCAUGGAUGCAGCUUCUCAUCCUGAUGCACCCACAGGAUUCAACUCUGAUUGGUACAUCCAGAAGAAAGUGAAAAGCCGACACAACAAAGAAGUGAGAUCCAAUGAAAGUACAUUUCGGCAGUUGCCUAGUGUCCGAGGUUUGACUCCUGAAGGCGCUACCCGUAUUGUACCUCGUACAUCUGAGGAUCCCUCAGACAUACAGGUCUUGUCAGUAGCAGGGCCAUCAAAUGUUUCUUAUGCUUCUGGUAUGCGAUGCAUGCAGCCAGUGGUUGCUGAAGAACCAGCUGUAAAUGAAUUUCCCCAGAGCACGUCAGGCAUAGUUGCAUCAGAUGAGGAAGGAGUAGAAAUCAUCAUGGUAGAUGAUGUCCGGCUAGAACCACCUGAGAAGCGCCCAGCAAACCAGCCUCAGGAAUACUGUGGUGCACCAGGGUGCAAGCGAAUGAAAGAUGAUGAUGAGUUGCUGAACCAAGGAUUGAUUGGACUGCUGGAAUGUCCAGUCUGCAUGGAGUACAUGGGUCCGCCUAUACACCAGUGCCGCCGAGGACAUCUAGUGUGCUCUGCAUGCAAACCUAAGUUACCAAACUGUCCAACAUGUCGUUCUCGCUUCACAGAGUCACGAAAUCUUGCAAUGGAAAAGGUUGCUGACAAAUUGCACUAUCCAUGUAGAAAUGCUCACAUGGGAUGUAUGGACACACUUCGCCUCCUCUACAAAGAUGAACAUGAAGCAAAUUGUGCAUAUAGAAGUUAUCGUUGUAAAAUGGUGCCUCCCUGUGAAUGGAAGGGUCAGCAUCGUGAUAUUCUGUCCCAUGUGAUGCUCUCACAUUCUGACAUCCUUCUUCAAGGACCUGAGCAUGUUUUGGAAAUGAGCUUAGGUAACCUCACUGCACCAUGUAGUGGGAACUGGAUUGUGUCUGCAAUGGAUGAACUGUUUCGAGUGAAUCUGGGUGCCGUACUUCGAGGGUAUAUCCAUAUAUUUGGAUGUGUCUUGCUUCUUGGUCCAGCUAAACGUGCCCGUCUCUUCCGCUACACUUUUACCGUUGGACCAGCAGACGGUGACUUGGCACAAAGGAAACUGUCAUAUUCACGUACAACUCAUUGCUAUGUUGAGAGAUGCUCCAUGUACUAUUCUGAUGGGGACUCAUUCCACUUGCCCAGUGAGUCUGCACGGCUCUUCAGUAGUGGACCACCAAAUGACCGAAUAAUAUAUGUCAAGUUACAUGUUGAGAAAAUAGACUCUUAAAUGUGUUAUCAAUUAUUCUCUUUGCUAUCAGUUAAAAAUGCAGCAACACAGAACCUGUACGAAUUUAAUAAGUUCUUUAAUAAAAUAAAAUAACAAUAGUAAUGUGUCACUAGG
Molecule: messenger RNA, 2395 nt
Organism: Cryptotermes secundus
Lineage: Eukaryota; Metazoa; Arthropoda; Insecta; Blattodea; Kalotermitidae
Exons: 12
Coding region: 191-2281 (696 amino acids)
Biological process (GO): proteasome-mediated ubiquitin-dependent protein catabolic process; multicellular organism development
Cellular component (GO): cytoplasm
Molecular function (GO): zinc ion binding; ubiquitin protein ligase activity; ubiquitin conjugating enzyme binding
Source: RefSeq, a predicted model, not a curated record